Molecule: messenger RNA, 2085 nt
Organism: Mirounga angustirostris (Northern elephant seal)
Lineage: Eukaryota; Metazoa; Chordata; Mammalia; Carnivora; Phocidae
Gene: MTMR7
Product: myotubularin related protein 7
Exons: 14
Coding region: 103-2085 (660 amino acids)
Biological process (GO): phosphatidylinositol dephosphorylation
Cellular component (GO): cytoplasm; membrane
Molecular function (GO): phosphatidylinositol-3,5-bisphosphate phosphatase activity; phosphatidylinositol-3-phosphate phosphatase activity
Source: RefSeq, a predicted model, not a curated record
CUGGGCGCGAAGCCCCCUCCCCGCGCCCCUCCCGCCGCGCUGCAGACGCGCGCAGGUGCGUGAGGCCGCGCCCGCCCGGGGCCUUGCCGAAGCGGGCCCGCCAUGGAGCACAUCCGCACGCCCAAGGUCGAAAAUGUCCGCUUGGUAGAUCGAAUAUCUUCUAAAAAAGCGGCCCUAGGUACUUUGUAUUUGACGGCAACUCAUGUCAUAUUUGUGGAAAACGCACCUGACACAAGAAAAGAAACAUGGAUUCUUCACAGUCAGAUUUCCACCAUUGAAAAACAGGCAACAACUGCUACCGGGAGCCCUCUGCUUAUUCGCUGCAAGAACUUCCAGCUGUUACAGCUCAUCAUCCCGCAGGAACGAGACUGCCAUGAUGUGUACAUCUCUCUGAUACGCCUUGCGAGGCCAGUGAAAUAUGAAGAGUUAUACUGCUUUUCAUUCAACCCCAAGCUGGAUAAAGAAGAAAGAGAACGGGGCUGGAUGCUGAUCGAUCUCGGUGAAGAGUACAAGCGAAUGGGCCUCCCUAAUGAUUAUUGGCAGCUCAGCGAUGUGAAUAGAGACUACAGAGUUUGUGAUUCUUACCCUACUGAACUGUAUGUUCCCAAAUCGGCCACGGCACACAUCAUUGUGGGGAGUUCCAAAUUCCGGAGCAGACGGCGAUUUCCUGCCCUUUCUUACUACUAUAAAGAUAACCACGCCUCCAUCUGCCGAAGCAGCCAGCCCCUGUCCGGCUUCAGCGCCCGGUGCCUCGAGGACGAGCAGAUGCUCCAGGCCAUCAGGAAAGCCAAUCCGGAAAGCGACUUCAUUUACGUCGUGGACACCCGGCCCAAACUCAAUGCGAUGGCAAAUCGUGCCGCAGGGAAAGGCUAUGAGAACGAAGACAACUACUGCAAUAUCAAGUUUCAGUUUAUCGGGAUAGAGAACAUCCAUGUCAUGAGGAGCAGUCUGCAAAAAAUGCUGGAAGUGUGUGAACUGAAAUCUCCCUCAAUGAGUGACUUUCUGUGGGGACUGGAGAACUCGGGCUGGUUAAGGCACAUCAAGGCCAUCAUGGAUGCAGGGAUCUUCAUCGCGAAGGCAGUUUCAGAGGAAGGGGCGAGCGUGCUUGUUCACUGCUCGGACGGCUGGGACAGGACUGCCCAAGCGUGCUCAGUGGCCGGCCUCCUGCUGGAUCCGCAUUACCGGACUCUGAGGGGCUUUAUGGUAUUAAUUGAAAAGGACUGGAUUUCCUUUGGUCAUAAGUUUAAUCACAGAUAUGGCAAUCUAGAUGGUGAUCCAAAAGAAAUCUCUCCAGUUAUUGAUCAGUUCAUUGAGUGUGUCUGGCAGCUAAUGGAACAAUUUCCCUGUGCCUUUGAGUUCAAUGAGAGAUUUCUGAUUCACAUUCAACAUCACAUUUAUUCCUGCCAGUUUGGAAACUUCUUAUGUAAUAGCCAAAAGGAGCGACAAGAGCUCAAAAUUCAAGAAAGAACAUACUCUUUAUGGGCUCACCUGUGGAAGAAUCGGGCUGACUAUAUGAAUCCUCUAUUUAGAGCUGAUCACAGUCAGACCUGGGGAACACUUUGUCUCCCCUCAACGCCAUUCAACUUCAUGUACAAGUUUUGGAAUGGGAUGUACAAUCGCUUUGAAAAGGGACUGCAGCCCCGACAGUCUGUUACGGAUUACCUUAUGGCAGUGAAGGAGGAGACCCAGCAGCUGCAGGAAGAACUAGAGGCCCUGGAAGAAAGGCUGGAAAAAAUUCAAAAAGUCCAGUUGAAUCACACUAAAGUGAAGAGUAAGCAGAGUGAGCCCAGCAAACACUCAGGGUUUUCCACCUCAGACAACAGCACAGCCAACACUCCUCAGGAUUACAGUGGAAAUACGAAAUCAUUUCCAUCCAGGAGCCCUUCCCAAGGUGAUGAGGAUUCUGCUCUCAUUCUACCCCAAGACAAUUUGAAAAGCUCAGAUCCAGAUCUGUCGGCCAACAGUGAUCAGGAGUCUGGGGUGGAGGAUUUGAGCUGCCGGUCCCCAAGUGGUGGGGAGUGUGCACCCAGUGAAGACAGUGGCAAGGACCGUGACUCGGAUGAAGCGGUGUCUCUCACCGCCUGA